Rhipicephalus microplus (southern cattle tick) is the source of this 2874-nucleotide messenger RNA. RefSeq lists its product as uncharacterized. NCBI's taxonomy places the organism in Eukaryota, Metazoa, Arthropoda, Arachnida, Ixodida, Ixodidae. The record is from RefSeq and is a predicted model, not a curated record.
GUAUCACGGAGGAAGGAAACUUCCUCCGUGGAUGGUAUUCUAGUCACCUUAGCGAUGGUUCCGAGUGUAGAACUGGUCGAACUCUAGAACUUCUAGUACACUCUAGCGAUGGUUUGUUUGUUUCCUGUUGACUGUGUUAUAAUUUGCAAAGCCGGAGAAACUACUGACAGUUCGGCAUGCGAUGAACAUGCUGGCCAUUUUGUUCUUGGGCGUAGCGUCUGAGCUUAGUCGCGAAAAAUGAAGGGAAUGACACUCUCGCUUCUCUCUGGUUUCCUCGCGGCGCUCGCUUCCCUAUGCGGGAAGUUUUCAAUGGCUGGUGGAGAAACUUCAAGCGUUUGUCAAGUUGUCUUCUCGCAUUGGUUGUCUGGUCCGUCAGCUCACUACAUCUGCGAAAAUCUUAUCACGGUGAUACGAGUUGUAUUUUUCUUCCUAAUGAUCGCCUGCAAUGCUGUCAUGUGGACAGUAUUUACAAAGGCAUUGCGACUUUGCACAACCACCUUGGAGGCUGCAGUGACCAACACGGCGUCGAACUUUUUCUUCACCGUGCAUUUCCAAGUGUCAGUGCCAGUCAGCGUCACAAUAACAAUACUGGGAUCGUCAACGUCAUUGCUACGAGCACAUUGUCAUUCAGGAUGGCUGUUUUCGGCCAGACGUUGUUUGGUGAGCAGCUCACACUUCUCUGGUGGCUCGGAACUGGGAUGAUUCUUUUUGGCCUGCUGAUGAUGCACCAAGCAAAUGUGGAGACCGAAGCUAAGCACCCAGUGCAAGGGCUUGUUCGCCAGAAAAUCAGCUGAAUGGGGGAUAUGGGGCACCACUUGUGAUGCAUGGACAGCUGUGUCGAUAACUGAUUUUGCACUGCUUACCGUUUUUUCAUCUUCAACAUUUUUUCUAUAAAAAAUAAUGAUGCCAAUGUGUUCUACUGACGCAUGCAAUGUUUUAGCUAACCUAUAAUUUGAAAUACAGACUGGUGACGUGAAAAGAUGAUAGUCAACUUUGUAUCUGUUAUUAUAAUCUGGAAACUGUAGUAGCCUUUUGUUCUUUUUUUUUUUCAUACUGUGGUACACGUAGAGUUGUAUGGUUCCUCUGGGUCUAGCAUGGGGAUGAAAACUGCUCUGAAACAGUUGUGUUAGAAUUGUUUUGGGCGAUGGUGUAUUUUGAUGUGGCUAAUUUCUUUUUGGGGUGUCGUAUGUACUAAAGAGGUACAAGGAGUGCCAACACAAUAAUUUAAAGUGAAGGUUGAAAACCAUGAAACCCUUACUGACAACACUCUCAGUGUUUUUGGUGAUUUAAUAGAGUAGCUUUAUCAUGGCCAAUUUCAGUCUUGCUUUCCAGGAGUUCACUGUGCCACAAUGUCAUGAUACACAAGCUGGCCUAUAGAAGUAGGACACCUCAAUAUGUUGGCUCUUCCUGUAGCUCACACAGUUGUCUCCUGGUGCUAUUUGUAGUGAGGACUGAUGUAGCAGCAUAGCAGAUGACUGAGCACCACAAUACAGAAUCCUUCAGUGCACCUUUAAGGUAGGUGCUGUAGGAUUUUUAUCAUUUGCCAUCAUAUUUUCGGCCCACUCUACUUUACACUGGCAUCUAGUUAACGAUUAUGUCCACAUUUAGUUGUUACUAGUGCCUAGCAUCAUGUCCUGAUGCCGAAAACAAUUGCUAAGGUUACUUUCAGUAUGUUAACUAAUACGUACUUAAUUCAGCCUAUUAGAAGCUCCUUGUAGUUGAAAUCGGUGUCACAGUGGGGUAAUACACAGUGCAGUGUGCUCACGUUUGUAAUGUCCUCGGUUCAAAUCAUGCAUAUUGUCAGUUUUUUUUUGUUCCUUUGUUGUUCAAUAAAAGGAAAUUUAUAUUAUUCAUCGUUAACAUUACUGCUUCACUAGAACGUAGAAAAUUAAAGCUUCAAAGGACUCAUGAUUAAAAAGAAAAUGUUGUCAGUGCCUGUGGUGGGCACGUUAGUGCUAACCAGUGAUGACCCUUGCUAUGGCAGUAGUGACACUGGAAAAGCAGUUUGAGCACUGAAAGUGCACUGAAAGUGGUUUGAGCACUGAAAAAUGCAAAAUGUCAAAACGAACAAUUAAAAUUCAUUUGCUUGUCCAGUGGUUUACUUUCAUUCCUCGUUUCCUUGUCAGCAUUUUUUUCUGUAAAAUUUUGAAGAAGAAUUGCUUAAAAGCCAGUACUGCUGCACAACAGUGAAAAGAACAUGCUAGUCGGUAUUUGAAAACUUGAUACCACAUCAGUUGACACCAGUUUAGUGUGUCAUUUGAGUUAUGAAGUUUUUAAGUACAUAAGGUCAUGGGCAUGUGACUUAUGUUAAGCACUCCUUUACUGAUGGAAAAAGCUUCCAUUGUUUCUCAAGUGAAUGUCUACAUUUCAGCCAACCUCAGAGUUAUCUUGGACAUUCUUUUGAAACUAUGACUUACUCUUAUAUGCUUGCAAUGUUGUGGUCUCAUGCUGCCUUUAAGUAUGUGUGCUUGAGCCAAUGUUGUAGAUAUGUUAACUAGAAAUCAGUGGCACUCUUGGAUGCUACCAUGUAUUAAAAAAAAAAGUGUCCUGGCUUUACUUUUCAGUAAAGAAAACAUAUGUUUGAUCCAAAUGUUCCAGGUCGGUAAACACAAUUGACUCGUUAUUUAUUUAAAAUGUCUUGUUUAGUUGGCAAUUAUGUGUUGAAAUUUUGUUUUAGCAGGUGAAACAGUAAGACCAGUAGAGUUUGUGGUUGUAUGAAUUCAGAGUAUUUUCUCUCUAGUCUGUACUCACUUUCAAAGUAAAUUAACUGAGGAAAUAACUGGAACUAACUUUUGUGAGAUAAUGAGUCAAUGUGGUUGUCCCUUGUUUUCUAGCACUAACCGAAAAAGCUUGACAGGAAUACCACUGCUUAAA